AUGAACCAGAAGAACGAUAAGUCCGUGCUGAACAACAGCAAUAAUGGUAACUUCAACGAACAACAUCCCCCACAAAAGCCGCAAAAGCGUCAGUCCGUUCUCUCCAAGGCCAUUAGUGAGCACAAGGAGGACGACGUCGAUGAAGUGCCAAUGCUACCGCCGUCCAAGGGUCUGACGACGGCCGAAGCGGAAGAGCUCCUUGCCAAAUACGGACGCAACGAGCUCCCGGAGAAGAAAACGCCCAGUUGGCUGAUAUUUGUGCGUAACCUAUGGGGUCCUAUGCCUUUUGCGCUGUGGGUCGCCAUCAUCAUUGAGUUUGCGCUGGAGAACUGGCCUGACGGUGCCAUUCUUCUUGCUAUUCAGCUUGCCAAUGCCACAAUUGGGUGGUAUGAGACAAUCAAGGCAGGCGACGCUGUGGCUGCGCUGAAGAACUCACUGAAGCCCGUGGCGACCGUCCACCGUGACGGAACAUGGCAGCAGCUGGAUGCCGCGCUGCUGGUACCCGGUGAUCUUGUGAAGCUCGCAUCCGGCUCCGCGGUGCCUGCCGAUUGCAGCAUCAACGAGGGUGUGAUUGACGUGGACGAGGCGGCGCUGACGGGUGAGUCGCUUCCCGUGACGAUGGGAACGGACCACAUGCCCAAAAUGGGCUCAAACGUUGUGCGCGGUGAGGUGGAUGGAACGGUGCAGUACACUGGACAAAACACCUUUUUUGGCAAAACUGCGGUGUUGCUGCAGUCAGUGGAAUCCGAUCUUGGAAAUAUUCAUGUGAUUCUCUCACG
This is a messenger RNA of Trypanosoma cruzi, 779 nucleotides long. Its product is annotated as P-type H+-ATPase, putative. The record is from RefSeq and is a predicted model, not a curated record. Gene Ontology annotation, cellular component: plasma membrane. The annotation marks the transcript as partial. Lineage: Eukaryota; Euglenozoa; Kinetoplastea; Trypanosomatida; Trypanosomatidae. The transcript has a single exon. Gene Ontology annotation, molecular function: P-type proton-exporting transporter activity. Gene Ontology annotation, biological process: proton transmembrane transport; regulation of intracellular pH.